This is a messenger RNA of Branchiostoma belcheri (Belcher's lancelet), 3307 nucleotides long. RefSeq names its product neuronal acetylcholine receptor subunit alpha-4-like. The record is from RefSeq and is a predicted model, not a curated record. Gene Ontology annotation, molecular function: transmembrane signaling receptor activity; acetylcholine-gated monoatomic cation-selective channel activity. Gene Ontology annotation, cellular component: neuron projection; postsynaptic membrane; synapse. Bases 192 to 1748 code for a protein of 518 amino acids. NCBI's taxonomy places the organism in Eukaryota, Metazoa, Chordata, Leptocardii, Amphioxiformes, Branchiostomatidae. Gene Ontology annotation, biological process: monoatomic ion transmembrane transport; nervous system process; regulation of membrane potential. The transcript has 7 exons.
AUUCUCCCGCUCAGUGUAAUUACAAGCCUGUCAGAUGGGAUUACGGUCGCACCUCGCCCAGGUCUGUGUACACUCGGAUUGAUCGCCAAUCCCGCCGCUCAGAACGGCUCGACGUGACCUUAAUCUCCGGAUAUCUCCAGAACACCGGCUUUGCGGAUCGACUUCGCCCAGACCGGGAGGAUGCGGGCACCAUGCGCAGUCUGACGGUGCUGCUGCUGGUAUACGUGACAGGUGGCGUGGCCACGCAGUCGGAAGAGCGGCUGUUCCGGGACCUGUUCAGGGAUUAUAACAAGUGGAUCCGGCCGGUGGCAAACAUCUCCAACAUCGUGGUCAUCGAGUUCGGCUUGGCCAUCGCUCAGCUCCUGGAUGUGGACGAGAAGAACCAGAUUAUGACAACAAAUGUGUGGCUGAAACAGAAAUGGAAGGACAGUAAGCUAUGCUGGGAUCCUGACGAGUAUCACGGUGUGAGUGUCAUCCGGGUACCAUCCGACAUGAUCUGGUUACCGGACAUCGUACUCUACAACAAUGCUGACGGGAACUACGCCGUCAAACACAACACCAAGGCACAGAUCAGCUCGGACGGCAUGGUGACCUGGGAGCCGCCGGCUGUCUACAAGUCCUCCUGCGAGAUAGAAGUCACCUACUUCCCGUUCGACCAGCAGAACUGUUCCAUGAAGUUCGGCUCCUGGACGUACGACGGCUUCCAGAUCGACCUGAUGAUGAUGGACGACCAUGUCGAUCAGGGAGGCUUCUCCGAGAGCGGAGAAUGGGUCAUCAUUGACGCACCCGGGCAGAAGAACAUUAUCAAAUACGAGUGUUGCGAGGAAGUUUACCCAGAUAUUACGUUCUUUUUUGUUAUUCGGAGGCUCCCUCUCUUCUACACCAUUAACCUCAUUGUGCCGUGUGCUCUGAUCUCCUUUCUCACCGUCCUGGUGUUCUACCUCCCCUCCGACUGCGGAGAGAAGAUUACCCUCUGCAUUUCUGUGUUACUCUCUCUCACCGUGUUUCUUCUCUUGAUCACAGAGAUCAUUCCGGCCACUUCGAUCGUAAUUCCAGUCAUUGGAGAAUACCUCCUCUUCACCAUGAUAUUCGUAACGCUUUCUAUCGUGAUUACCGUCUUCGUGCUGAAUAUUCACUAUCGGUCACCGAGUACCCACCGCAUGCCAGUGUGGGUUCGAAAAAUCUUUAUCGACAUCUUACCCAGAUUGCUCUGUAUGAAAAGGCCCCAAAAGACGACCAAGCAGUUGUCAUUUAUGAACGAAUUUCGGGAUGUUAACGGCUUAGAACUGAAAGAUGUUAAUUUGGAGGAGAAGCAUAUACACCAUCACCACCAACCUAAAACCAAAGCUGACGUGUAUGAUUAUGAGUCAAAAACCAUUCCCAGAAUGACAACACCUAAAAUAAGAUCCAGGCAUGGCGCGAAGGUCAGCGUGACAAACGUGUCCGGCAAUCCCGUGGGCGGCGCCGAAAAAUACAACACGCACGAUCCGCGGGGGGCCCAGGCCAGGGCACAGUUUCAGUCAUAUCAGUAUUCUCCAGAUAUACUAAGGGCGGCACAGGGUGUCAACUACAUUGCAGAAACCCUUCGAGCCAAGGACGAAGCCGACAGCGUGAAUGAGGAUUGGAAGUACGUCGCCAUGGUGAUAGACCGGAUCUUCCUGUGGAUCUUCGUGUCCAUGUGCAUCCUGGGAACCAUCGGUUUGUUCCUUCAGCCGGUGCUGUUUGAAAUUACCGGCCAAAGGUCUUAGCGGAGCGGGGAACGACACCUACACGGCCGGCUGGGCCCCGUGUCCACGUUACGGACAAGUCGAAGACUCGGUGGUAAAAUUCCCUCUCGUCAGGACCAGGAAAUGUUCUCGUUUGAACGUUUUUGUGACAGCUGCUGUACCAGCUGGUGCAGGGACGACUUCCUGAGGAACCUUGUCUGGGAACAUGAAGCGGCAAGGUCAAUAUUCACCGCCGUGGAUCAGCGAUGGAAUCAGAGUCCCAACAGCCUCUACUAACAACAGUGCAUGUCGUUGGGCAAAGGACAGUAAAAAUCCGGGCUUGCUAUGUGAUAUAUGUGAAUUAUGUCAGAAAAGAAAGGUGUCAAAAGGCAUCCAUAUGAGUUUUAGACCAUGACAAACUCAUCUUGGCAGGAUACUCCCACCGGUCGACUUCUAAAGUGUCCGUUUCCAUAACCAGAAGAUUUCAAACGGCAGAAUCUGUCAUCUGAACCAUCAGGACCACAUGCAAACCUGUAUCUUCUUUAGCAAACCGGACAAACCAAACAGAUCAGAUAAAAAUUUUUUUUUCAACAAAACCAGAUAAAAAAAGCAUUUCCCAAGAAACAAAAUUGUUUAUGUUUGGUUUCGCAAAGUAAUCGCUAGACUUAAACUCGGCACACUGCGCUUGCGCGGAUUGCUGGCCUUUGCCCAGUCAUAACCGACCAUCCUUCACUACCCGGUACAGCCGCGUAGCCACGCCUCCCACAAGGGCGGACCAAUGGGCAUCUCACCUCACCAAGGACAAAAAGGCUCCGCCACAGAGGCGUCGCCAAAAGUUAGACCAUAACGAUGGCUGAUUUGUCUGAUAUUAGAUAAUGUUUUGCACAUAUAUCCACUUUGUGGAAUGUUACUAGACUUGAAAUAGGAUAUAUUAAAUUCUUGACAAGGAUGUAUCACAAGCAACCUAUACCGUUUAAAAAUGAAACAGCAAACGUAGCCAUUAUAGAGCUAUCGCCAUCCGUGUAGCGUUAGCCAAAAUAAAAGUAAAGAUUACGUAUUCAGGAACAACCAACACACAUGUAUUGUAGUCAUCAUGUUGAAGCUCCAUCCAAACACAAACCUUGGAUUUUUGCUUCGGCAUGCUUUAUUCAGAGUAAGACAAGAGAGACCCCAGAUUAGCCGCUCAGUGGAGAUUUUUUCUAACAAAGGUAGAGUACCUGAUGUAUAGUUGUACAUCCAGAUAAACCCGGGGCAUCACAGCACAUGUAGCAACAGUCACAUCACAGUGUACGCCGACAUAAGGGCUCCACAUGUCCACAUACUGAUGGACUGUAGUCAGGACGACAACUGAGCCAACUGGAUAAAGAGUAUAUUGCUAACAAGUAUUUGGAAGAGACAGACUAUUUUUUCACUUGCUGUGAUGUAACUAGUGGACAAUAUCAGUAGAAAGGGGUUGCAACAGCCAAUGGUAAACAGAGUGGUUGAAAAGAGGUUGCAGUCGGCUGGGAAACUGCGAAGGUAUGAAGCAGAGAAAAUGAAACCUGAAAAUUUCUUUGUGUUUGAAUCAUACUUGUACAGAUCAGAUAGAAAUAUCCAUUAGA